UUUGCUUCAGCUUGUUCAGCAGAGCUUUGCAGAAUUCAGUGACUAAAUCACCCUCACAAGUUAGUUUAUCAAAGGGAAAGGAAGAAGGGUUUUAAAGCUUUCUCGCUGGAAAGGAUGGCAUCAUCAAGUUCUUACAACUCUCCUUGUGCUGCUUGCAAGUUCUUGAGAAGAAAAUGCAUGUCAGGUUGCAUUUUUGCUCCUUAUUUCCCACCAGAAGAGCCUCAAAAGUUUGCCAAUGUGCACAAGAUCUUUGGGGCCAGCAAUGUGACAAAGCUGCUGAAUGAACUUCUGCCUCACCAAAGAGAGGAUGCAGUGAACUCUCUUGCGUAUGAGGCCGAGGCCCGAGUCCGGGACCCGGUCUACGGCUGCGUCGGAGCCAUCUCCUUCCUCCAAAGGCAAGUCCAGAGGCUCCAGAAGGAACUUGACGCUGCGAAUGCCGACCUAAUUCGGUACGCAUGCAACGAGAUACCUAAUGCAGGAGUGAGUCAUGUGGUUCAACCAAGCCCUGGUGCUCGCCCAAGAGCUUUGGAUCAGUAUCAUACAAGUUCAUCAACUGGGUAUUACAGUCAACAUCUUCCUGCUUUUCCCAUGGCUUAUCCACUGCCUUGGAAUGAAAACUCUCCUGGAAAUGACAUCAAUGAAGGAGGAGGGGAUGGCAAUAUUUGAAGAAAUCUUCUCCAAAAAAAA
Messenger RNA from Cucurbita maxima (winter squash), 687 nucleotides. RefSeq names its product LOB domain-containing protein 25-like. Bases 115 to 666 code for a protein of 183 amino acids. The transcript is spliced from 2 exons. The record is from RefSeq and is a predicted model, not a curated record. NCBI's taxonomy places the organism in Eukaryota, Viridiplantae, Streptophyta, Magnoliopsida, Cucurbitales, Cucurbitaceae.